Messenger RNA from Parnassius apollo (apollo), 678 nucleotides. NCBI's taxonomy places the organism in Eukaryota, Metazoa, Arthropoda, Insecta, Lepidoptera, Papilionidae. The record is from the annotation of a GenBank genome assembly.
AUGAAAAGCAUUGCUGUUGCCGUACUGAUGCUGUUGGCCAGCGCCAACACAUUACCUACCCUUAGUGAAGACGAACUGAGGCAAGAGAGACUCAUCGCCGAUGUGAUCAUAAAUAUUAUUAAUGGUGUCAGUCAGUUAAUCGUAAGAGCUGGUCUAGAUCCUUUUGAAAUUGAAAAUGCUCAACGCCAAUUUGCUCUCUUUAAUCCAGAAGUUUUUAGCGCUGUUGCCUAUGUUCAGGGCUUCGCUUUCAAAGGUCUCAGUAACGUUGCAAUCCACAACAUGGACUUUUCCAUUCUCGCUAGCCGGCUGACUUUUGAUGUUUCCCUCCCUAAGCUUUCUCUCAGUGUUGGUGAUUCCGGAUUGGAAGUCAUUUUAUUAGGACGUGAAAUUAAGAGUCAUGGUAGUGGAAGUGUGGAGAUUGAAGAGCUCCGUCUUCGAGGUGAAGUCAGAAUCAACUUGGGUGUAAUUUCUGGAAUCUCUGUUCGCAGCCUUGACUUGUGGUUCUCUCUUAAAGGCAUUGAUUCUAACUUGUCCCUGAUCAUAUUUGGCCGUGACAUCUCUGAAAAAUGCAACAACUUCCUAAGCAACACCCUUCCUAAUGCCCUUCACGAAAACCAAGAUAAAAUCAACAAAAUCCUUGAGUUCAUCGUCCUGAAAAUCAUCGGCAUACUUCUGUAA